Emys orbicularis (European pond turtle) is the source of this 1617-nucleotide messenger RNA. It is a transcript of the gene BBS4, whose product is annotated as Bardet-Biedl syndrome 4. The record is from RefSeq and is a predicted model, not a curated record. Gene Ontology annotation, biological process: cilium assembly; protein localization to cilium. The transcript is spliced from 16 exons. Bases 1 to 1617 code for a protein of 538 amino acids. Gene Ontology annotation, molecular function: protein binding. Gene Ontology annotation, cellular component: ciliary basal body. NCBI's taxonomy places the organism in Eukaryota, Metazoa, Chordata, Testudines, Emydidae.
AUGGCGGAGCUGAGACUCGGAGCCGAGCUGGCUUCACCAUUCCCAAUAGCUACAGAACCUCAGAAACCCCGCCCAAGAAAAGUGCCAGAGCUGCCAAUCUUGGAGAGAAGGAACUGGCUUAUACACCUGCACUAUAUCCGCAAAGAUUAUGAUGCAUGUAAGAUUGCUAUCAAAGAGCAACUCCACGAGACUCAGGGAAUGUGUGAAUAUGCAGUCUAUGUUCAAGCCUUGAUACUUCGUUUAGAAGGGAAGAUUCAAGAAUCCCUAGAACUUUUUCAGACAUGUUCCAUUCUAAAUCCUCAGAGUGCUGACAACCUCAAACAGGUGGCGCGAUCAUUGUUUCUGUUGGGAAAACACAAAGCAGCUAUUGAAGUAUACAAUGAAGCAGCUAAACUCAACCAGAAGGAUUGGGAGAUCUGCCACAACCUGGGCGUGUGCUACAUGUACCUGAAGCAUUUCAACAAGGCGAAAGACCAGCUGAAUGAUGCCUUGCAGCUCAACAGGCAUGAUCUGACAUACAUGAUGCUAGGAAAAAUUCACCUGCUGCAAGGGGAGACCGACAAAGCCAUCGAAGUCUAUAAGAAAGCAGUGGAGUUUUCUCCAGAAAACACAGAGCUCCUUACGACCCUGGGUUUACUCUAUUUGCAGCUUGGGGUUUAUCAGAAGGCAUUUGAACAUCUUGGAAAUGCACUUACAUAUGAUCCCACCAAUUAUAAGGCUAUCUUGGCAGCUGGCAGUAUGAUGCAGACUCACGGUGAUUUUGAUGUAGCCCUCACCAAGUACAGGGUAGUAGCCUACACCAUGCCUGAAAGCCCCCCAUUAUGGAACAACAUUGGAAUGUGCUUCUUCGGCAAGAAGAAAUACGUGGCAGCUAUUAGUUGCCUGAAGCGAGCCAAUUAUUUAGCUCCCUUUGACUGGAAGAUUCUGUUCAAUUUGGGGCUAGUCCACCUGACAAUGCAGCAGUAUGCAUCUGCUUUCCACUUUCUCAGCGCCGCUGUCAACUUCCAGCCCCGGAUGGGAGAGCUCUACAUGCUCCUGGCAGUGGCUCUGACAAACCUCGAAGAUGUUGAGAAUGCUAAACGAUCCUAUGAGCAAGCUGUAGCGCUGGACCAGUGUAAUCCCCUGGUCAAUCUGAACUACGCUGUGCUGCUCUACAACCAGGGGGAUAAGAAGGGAGCACUAUGCCAAUACCACGAGAUGGAGAAGAAGGUCAAUGCCCUGAAGGAGAACAGCGCUCUUGACUUUGAUCCUGAGAUGGUGGAUGUGGCCCAGAAGGUGGGAGCUGCCCUGCAGGCGGGGGAGAGUCUGGUCUGGACUAAACCCAUCAAAGAUUCCAAAUUAAAGCAGCGAGCCGCUACAUCUAGCAAACCCUCCAGCACUCAGCAACCUCUGGGCUCUAACCAAGCCCUGGGUCAGGCCAUGUCUUCAGCAGCUGGGUAUGGGAAGACUAUGCAGCUUUCUACAGGUGCUGGAGCAUCGGCUCCCCUUGCAAAGCCCCCGUCGCUGCCUCUGGAACCUGAACCGGGCUCAGAAACAGGCCCCGAAGAGACCAUAUCCCCUACAGAGCCCCAAGAAUGGAGAAAAGAGAAGCGCAAAAGCAGGCUGACCACAGAAUAG